AUGCCACAGCACGACCAGGGAGACAAGAAGCGGAGGCUUCAUCACGAAGAUCUUGCCGACGCCGAGAUGACUGUAGAGGAGAAGCAGCGCGAACGCCAAAGAAGAUGGUUGGCGAACGAGAAGCGCGAUCCUAUCAGGGCGCAAGAAAUAAGGGAGAAGAACACAGCUAACAAGCGUGCAUGGCGUAAACGGAAGAAGGAGGAGAAGGAGAAGGCCGAGCAGACCGGUGACGCGGAAGUUCAAGACCAAGGUCCUCGAAAGAGGCAGCGUGUCUCGUCACAUGAGACAAAUCCUGUGGCGGAGCGCUCAGAUUCAGCGCCUGUCGAUAUUCCAAUCGACCCCGUCCUCCUUAAUGAGGAAAACGUCGCGACUAGGCCGACUCCCCGUAUCAUGCUCGAUGCGGAGGUGAUGACGGUCGUGCCCGAACCCAUUAACCCUACAUCGUCAUCCCGCAAAAGUCUAAAACCACCUCCCCUCAUGCGCGAUGUAGAGGUUAUGACCGUCAUCCCCGAACACAUUAAUCCUACGUCGUCAUCCCCCGAAAGUUCACAACAACCUUCCUCACCCAACCCAUCCGUUCCCACAAACCUCGACUCUCGUGACCUCGCAACUCCGAUUAUAGGCUCGCAGGUGCACGAGAAAUCAGAAACCAUCACAUGGUCUGAUGGAUCUAUUACCGUGCUACCGUGCAUAGUCAGGGAUGGCGUAAACGUGUGCCAGGAAGAUGCUACGACGGUGUCUUACUUUGCAACCCUUCCGGAAUCGCUUCCUGAGACGUCAAAAAACGUCGUACACUUAAAGUACAGCGACUGGCGCACCAAAAGCCGGCAACUGUGCGACGAAAUCUCUGCGGCGAUUCGGGUAAACAAGGCUGUUGUUAUUCGAAAUAUAAGUAGACCCGAGCCUGCAACUCUCGAUCUAGAUUACCUAGAAGAUCGUGGCAUGUCAGACUUGAUGCGUGUAGUCGUACAUGACGCUGAACAACGCACCAAAGAUUUUACAUAUCCGCAUCAGCACGCGACUCUCGAAGAGUUCGUGAACAACAUACACGACCCAAACAAGAUUCAAUGCAUUCUUGACGUUGCAUUUGGACAGGGAGGUCUCCCGUUAGAACUAAGCACUCUCGAUAGCGGCAUUAUCAACGGAUGGAAUCAAACCACUGUUGACUGCCCCAUUGGUGAAAAAGUCCAUCCGGACAAUUUUACCGUCCAUUCGUGGGCAUUGAUCCAUGGCCCUGCGUACUGGACACAUCCGCACCAUGACUCUGACGGAAGUCUUACUUUUGUGCAAGUCGAAACGGGCGAAAAAAAAUGGGGCUUAUGGAGACACCGUAACGAAGAUGAAAUUUCUCGUACUAAACUCUCUGAGAUAGCACCAGAGUUGACGGAUCUCUAUCGAAGCCGCAAAAAUAUCGAAGAAAGUUGGCACGGAGAGAUCGUCACUCUCUUGCCCGGUGAUAUGCUAAUACAACCACCGGGACAGUUUCACGCGGUGUAUACACCGGUAGCCUCCUUCGCCACAGGAGGGCACUUUUAUAAUUACGAAACCAUGCAUCUAACGGAACUUUCCCGUUACGUCGACCAUAAGCAAGGAAGGACCUUGACAAACCAGGUCCAUGAACACUCUCUGGAAACCUUCCAACGUAUGGUUGUCAACUUACCGCGCAUCUCGCGUCGCGUUAAGCUGUACAGCAGGCCUUUAAUGGCUCUUUGUAUUAUGGUCUUAGAUACCAACAAAUAUGUGGCCGCUGGCACCGAAAGGCCAAAGCUCAAGACGAGCACGACGAAACGAGCGAAUGAGAUUGCAAAUGCAAUCGUUAAACAUUUUUGGAAGGAUUUAAAGAACGCGACAUCUGUGUAUCGCAAGAAGCAGACGGAUGGAAGUAGUAGCCAGAUGCAUCCGGGCGAACUCGUCAGUAGAGAAGAACUGUUGAAUUGUCUAGAACGCUUCACCACCCUAUUCUACGAAUUUGGAGAUUCUAACGACUUUGACGACUUUGACGACUUUGAAGACUUUGACGACUUUGACGACUUUGACGACUUUGACGACUUUGACGACUUUGACGACUUUGACGACUUUGACGACUUUGAAGACUUUGACGACUUUGACGACUUUGACGACUUUGACGACUUUGACGACUUUGAAGACUUUGACGACUUUGACGACUUUGAAGACUUUGAAGACUUUGAAGACUUUGAAGACUUUGAAGACUUUGAAGACUUUGAAGACUUUGACGACUUUGACGACUUUGAAGACUUUGAAGACUUCUGCGACUUCAAAGACCCCGGUGACUUAGGGGACUCUGACGACUUCGACGACUGUGAAGACUUUGGAGAUUCUAAUGACUUUGACGACUUUGACGACUUCUGCGACUGCUUCUCAUACUCUCUGCGAUCUCAUAUGCCUCGUAUCCACUCUACUGUCUCGGAGAAACCGCAGGCCGCUAAACCCAGAGGUCCCAUGCGGACUGGAGUCAUGUCUGUGAGCAGGAAACGCCCUGUUGAGUCGAAUACUCCGAAUGACACGGCAUCGACGUCCGACGCACCAUUGGCUUGGGCAGAGAAUCCAUGGGAACAGGCAGAAACAAUGCCUACACAACCUAAACGAAAUCCUAAAAUCGUCAGCUAUUGCGGGAAGCCAGGCCAGUUCUGGCCAGACGGCCAAGAGCCUCAAUUCAAAGGCCAAAAAGCUCGCAAGAGAAUAUUUGUGACUCAAGGCAAAUCUCAACCGCGCCAAGAGAUUACAAACAAUUACAAGGAGAUCAAUCGGCUGAAGGACGAUGCUCGUUCGUCGCAGACCUUUCAUCCACGAACGGGCGACAUCGAACUCUACCACGACUACUCCGACUACGAUGGUACCGACGAGGACGAUUUGUUUGAGUUAGAUGAGGAUAAAGACACGCCUUUCUCCGCAGCGCCCACCGUUCCUCCGGCCGUUACUACUCAUGUACCGGUUGGAACUUGGUUCGAUGCAGGCGAACAAUUGGAUCCGCAAGAUUUAGAGCUUAUGUCGGAGGUAAUGAAAAUACCAGAGCAGGUACACUCCAUGCUUCUACCCUCCUCCUCCGACGCCACUGUAGGCGAAAUCUUGGACUUCAACGUGCCCGAUAUCGAGGCUGGGUCCUUCACAGAGAGUGGAACGUCGUGCUUUGACAGAGCACGUCCAAUCGAGGAUCUAGACCUCACCAGAGGUAUACCUCCAAAGCAGUGGGUAUAUAGCCUCUACGCAUCUCUUGAAAGCGCGAUUCAGGAUGGAAAGCGGUCGAUCCUCGAUCCUCAACUCAAAAACAAACCGUUGCCCCUGUGGAUGUUGAACCUCUGGCAAAGACUACAUGAAGUUCGCGAGGCUAAGAUGACGUGGGUAGUUGCAGAUACCUGGUUGAAGAAAAAGAACGAAGAGAGCUUCAUUGGGAGUUUUUCGCCUUCUAAUCCUUUUACCACGGCACGUCAAGUUAUGCUUCGUCUACCUUACCGCAAGCAGCUUGUCGGGCUGUCUUCAAGCGGCCUAAGGAACACCACACAACUUGCACGCUUUCUGUCCGAUAACGCGUGGCUCUCAGAUACUCUCGUGGAUAUGAUGAUCCAGUAUACCACCCGCCGAUUAGUCGAAGCGCAUUCCAACAUCGUCAUAACAGACACUGAGUUCGCCGAUGCGAUCCGCCUUUCAGAACCCAACGUCAAUUCCUUGCCCCGCAGUUUCAAAAACUUAGAAGAGACGCUAUCGAAAGGAAAGGUUCUAUAUUUCCCAGUGUGUAUUCCAGAAGUGCACCACUUUGUUUCAUUCCGCAUCGACUUUGGACGGAAAAUAUUUUGCUACGUUGACUCUACUUCGACAUCCCAAAACGCAAUACCAUCGGCUCAACUUGAGUCGGAGGAGAAGAAGAAGGUGGAAAGGAGGCAGCAGCUCGUAAAAAGAUACAAAGAGAAAGCAAUUUCACGAGCAAUGGAUGCUGCGCGCCUUAAGAAAGACAAGGAGGACGAGAUGGAGAGGCAGGCAAUGGAGAGGAUCAAGCAGAUUGAGGACGAGAGGCAGAGUCAGGUGGAAUUGGAGAGACAGAAGCAGAUCGAAGACCAAAAGAAACA
Molecule: messenger RNA, 4082 nt
Organism: Suillus bovinus
Lineage: Eukaryota; Fungi; Basidiomycota; Agaricomycetes; Boletales; Suillaceae
Exons: 10
Source: RefSeq, a predicted model, not a curated record